UGGUACCUUGAUUUUUGUUUCCUGGACUGCCUUUAUACUUCACAUUUCAUUUUUUUCAUUGAAGCAGAUGUAAAAAUUGCAUUCUUUUAAUAGCUGGGACUGGGAGAGCCCUGUGUGUCUUCUUUCCACUUCCUCAGCCUCUUACAGUGAGUGUGAAAAGGGCUGCACUUGGGGCUCCAUGAGAUACUUCCCUGUCAUGAGCUGCUGCCAGUCCUGUUUAAAGUUAACAGCAACAACUUAUAUAACCUCAACACCUCCCAUUCAGUGCAGAUUAUUCCAGUUUAGUUAUGAAUGCACUCCCUGCAUAUUCGGGUGCUAGAAUAUCUGGUUGUUGGACUCUCAUGCCUGAUGGCAGCAGUGAAGGUGGCGCUACCUUAGACAGACUUCUACCACCAGUCAACACACCAGUGACUCGAGCUACUCGGAAAAGGACCACUAGCCAAUGCAAAUCUGAGCCACCCUUGCUACGCACAAGCAAAAGGACAAUAUACACAGCAGGAAGGCCACCAUGGUACAAUGAGCAUGGUACACAAUCCAAAGAGGCAUUCAUAAUUGGCUUAUGUGGUGGAAGUGCUUCCGGAAAGACAACUGUUGCCAGGAAGAUUAUUGAAGCCUUGGAUGUUCCAUGGGUUGUCCUUCUGUCCAUGGACUCCUUUUACAAGGUACUCACAGAUGAGCAGCAGGUACUGGCAGCUAGCCAUGACUUUAACUUUGACCACCCUGACGCCUUUGACUUUGACUUGAUCAGGUCCACAUUAUGGAAGCUAAAGCAGGGCAAGAGUGUCAAGAUCCCAGUGUACAACUUCACCACACACUCCAGAGAGAAGGAAUGGAAGACUGUUUAUGGUGCCAGUGUGAUUAUAUUUGAAGGGAUAAUGGCCUUUGCAGAUAAAGAACUACUAAAGCUUGUGGACAUGAAGAUUUUUGUUGAUACAGAUUCAGACAUUAGGUUGGUACGACGCUUAAGAAGAGAUAUUUCUGAGCGGGGUCGUGAUAUUGAAGGUGUCAUCAAACAGUACAACAAAUUUGUGAAGCCAGCUUUUGAACAAUACAUCGAGCCAACUAUGCGCUUAGCAGAUAUUGUAGUACCUAGAGGUGGAGGGAAUAUGGUGGCGAUUGAUCUAAUCGUGCAACAUGUCCACAGUCAGCUGGAAGAGAGGAAGCUACGCUGGGAUAUGGCAGCACUUGCCUCCGCCCACAAGUUCCAGCCGCUACCAGAAACACUGAGUGUACUGAAGAGCACUCCUCAAGUGAAAGGAAUGCAUACCAUCAUCAGAGAUAAAGAUACAAACCGUGAUGAGUUCAUCUUCUACUCAAAGCGACUAAUGAGGCUGUUGUUCGAACAUGCUCUGUCCUUCCUAUCUUUUAAGACCUGCACAGUUCAGACUCCUCAGGGACAAGAUUAUAGAGGCCGAAUGUUUGGAGGAAAAAGGAUAACUGGUGUGUCUAUUCUAAGAGCAGGUGAGACAAUGGAGCCAGCACUGAGAGCAGUAUGCAAGGAUGUCAGGAUUGGAAAAAUCCUUAUCCAGACCAACCAGGACACUGGUGAACCAGAGCUACACUAUCUGCGAUUACCCAAGGAUAUCAGUGAGGAUCAUGUAAUCCUAAUGGACUGCACAGUGUCGACGGGAGCAGCUGCCUUGAUGGCUAUAAGAGUAUUACUGGAUCAUGAUGUUCAAGAGGAUAAAAUCUUUCUGGUCUCCCUGCUAAUGGCAGAAAUGGGUGUUCACUCAGUGGCAUAUGCCUUCCCACAAGUGAAGAUCAUAACGACAGCUGUAGACAAGAAAGUCAAUAAUUUGUUUCAUAUUAUUCCUGGAAUAGGAAACUUUGGGGAUCGAUAUUUUGGAACAGAUGCCCCCGCAGACUGGAGUGAUGAUGAUUAUUGUAAUAAAGAUGAUGAUGAUGAAGAAUAUGUUCCAGCAAUGUGAAAGAGAGAGAUAGAGACUUUUCUGAGAUCUGCAAUGAAAGAAUAGCCCAGGACAGAGAUGGCCACAGUAGGCACUUAGUACAGAAAAGACCUGGGAGAGUUUGGCACUGACAAACAAAACUCAAGAGCAAGAUAAAACAAAAUAGUAUUCUAUUAAGAGUUAUGUGUUUUUAUAAAGAUGGGCCCAAUUUGAGUUCUGUAUAGAAACUUGUAUUUUCAGUUUGCUAGAAAAGUUUUUCCCAAACCAUUCCUUUCUGCCAUUAUCUUUUGUACCACCUACUGUACCCCCUUGUUUCCUGCCUGCUGUGUUAGUUCAUUUUUCUGACUGUUUAUUUUUUUACCGUGCACUUCUUUACGGAUGUUUUAAAUUAAUUUUUACUAUUUUUAAGAAAAUUUAAAUAAUAAGCAAUCACAUUAUUAAAAAAAGAUUAUCAAGUAAGUACUAACACGUUUGUCAUGAAACGAAAUGAUGAAAAGCCAUGCUAAACGACCAGUUAAUUGUUCAGCAAAGCAAAAUGACUGUGCAGUAAUUUUCUUUGUUUCCUUUAUGGCACAUUUCAAACUUGGUGAUGCAGCACUUUACACUGUCCUAACUCUGUCAGUGCUUAUUUUUCUUAUCUGGAUCACCACUUUUACUAGUCUUUUGCACUCUGCCAGUCAAGUGUUCUCUUAAUUACCCUUGAAGCAAGGCUUUUGGGAACCUUGUUUGCUACUCCUUAAACAGAGCCACCUGGGAAUCCAGUACAGUUUUCCUUAAAGUACCCUAGAGUGAGACAGGGAGCCCCCUGACUGGUAUCCAGCUGAACAUUCCCUGAAUCCACCUUGGAAUAGAACUGUAGGGCAGCGUUGUAUACACUAUGUUGAAGCCCGUGUGGAGAGUUUCCUGGCAGAGGCAUGAUAUUUGAUAUAGGAAAGGUGCUACUCUCAUACUGCAGCUAGCCAAAAUUAGAGUUGGCAGUCCCCCAUUCCCCUAAUCAGUCACAGUCCCUCAGACUACACAGUAAAGUCUGCUCACAGACUCAUGCAUCUCCUUAUUAACCAUUACUUCCACUGAUUGUGCAGUUGCUUGAGGUAUACAGCAACUCCAAG
This is a messenger RNA of Protopterus annectens (West African lungfish), 3016 nucleotides long. RefSeq names its product uridine-cytidine kinase 1 like 1 (gene UCKL1). The transcript has 15 exons. The record is from RefSeq and is a predicted model, not a curated record. Gene Ontology annotation, molecular function: kinase activity; ATP binding. NCBI's taxonomy places the organism in Eukaryota, Metazoa, Chordata, Ceratodontiformes, Protopteridae. Gene Ontology annotation, cellular component: cytoplasm. The coding region runs from base 288 to 1928 and encodes 546 amino acids.